AUGAACACUGAAACAAAGGAAAAAAGUAUUGUAAAUAGUUGCUUCACAUGCAAGGGUGAAGAAAUAGAUAAAAAUAAACGUACGAGACUGUUUGGUAAAAGCAAAACUCACGAUUUCGUGGGUAUCCUUCGCGAAACUGCGAAAAUCGACUUAGACAUUUACAGUGACAAAUGUGGGCCGACUUCAUUCUUGUGUCGUAACUGUGUAAAUAAAUUAAAGCGUCUGGACGAAGCUAACAAGUCCGUAAGUGAGUUGAAUAAGUACUUUCGAAAUUCAUUUAAUGGAAGGGAACUGACACAGAAUAACGAGCCAAAGCGAAGAUUGCAUGACACUAGUUUCGAAGUCACAGAGAUAACAAGAAAGUCUCUAAAAUUUGAUGAACAAGAUGAUCCCUUACUGGACUCGGACAGUGCAAGUGGCAUUGAACAGAAAGACGUUACUUUGAUUGUCACACAGCCUUUUAUUCCCACCGCCACCGUUCAACCAGGACAAGCGUCACAAGCCUUAACGAGCAAUAUUGAUUUGUGCCCGAUAUUUAUGUCCACGCCUAAGAAAGCGCCAGUGAACAAAAAAACUGAUGAGAGCAGGGUUACUAUCUCUGUAAAGUAUCCUUCAAAGGUGAAAAAUAAAAACAUUGUAGGAGACUUUGCCCAAAUUAACUUUCAACUUUAAAAAUAUUGCAGAUUUGUUGAUAAUGGCCUUCCAUUUAUCUUGCCGUGUGUUGGGUUUUCCAUGUGAAGGUCAUUGAAGGUCGAUCUUCCAAUUAUCGUGUAGAUAAUUGUGAUUGGUCAAUUGCUGGGAAGUCAAAUGCAUAGCGAAUGUGAGCAGACGUUAGGUGAGGCCUCGGGCCACUAACAACGUCUGCGCAGGAGGCUAACCACAGCCCGGUCUAUUGUGACAACGAAAGUUUCUUUUUGUUACAGAUGUAUUCACUUAGCAAACAACUCGAUACAAAAACAUUAUCAAAAUGGCGUCCGUGAUGAACGAUUGCCUGAGAACAAUAUGUGGAGUAGUGACGACUUCAGAGACUACCUCAGGUAAACAGGGGCUGGUUAUUCAAUGAAUGAAAAUUGUUGUUUUUGUUGGUAUAUUUCUGUACGUCUGUUCAAAACGUCAAAAAAUAAAACUUCUAUUGACCAGACAAGAUAUCAUGAAAAAUCAGGGGGCGGAUCAACUACAAAAUCUUUAUACCGGGUGUCCCAAAAAAAACCUGGACACUGUUUGAUUUCAUGUAACGUAAAAGCUAUAAAAGCUAUCGCAAUGAAAUAAAGAUCAUUGCAUUCAGAAAGGACUAACUUAGAUUUUGAUAUAUAGCACUUGAAUUUACAUGCAAUAUAUACCCUACUACAAGUUUGUUUCUAAACCAAUCUUGAACAAAAAAGUUUUGACGAAAUGUCAUUCUGAGGUCAGCGAACUAACCUUUCUCUCACGACAAUGUCAAUGGGCCACUUUUAAUAUUCAAUUUAUAUUUCGGAAAUAAGAGUUUAUGCUGCCUGUAUGUACAUUUAUAAAUAUGUAUAUACUACUAUAUUUACUUAGUAGAGACGAAUUGUUUUUCUUCCAAAGGCAAAGAGGUCAAGGCAAAUUAUGGGAAGAAGUAAUAUAUCCCGGCAUGCGUCAGGCGAUUGUUUACACUUUGGAAUGCUGUCAACUUAGUUUAGAAGCAAGAAAGGUGAGCUGGGUCUGCCCUCC
Molecule: messenger RNA, 1692 nt
Organism: Paramuricea clavata
Lineage: Eukaryota; Metazoa; Cnidaria; Anthozoa; Malacalcyonacea; Plexauridae
Source: the annotation of a GenBank genome assembly